AUGUCGAAAGUCCAUAUGAUCUUCAUGGAAGAAAAGUGGGAAUGUUCUCUUGUCAGUACGCCGACUUUGAUCUCAGUGUUGAUUGAUGCUCUGAUGCCGGCAGAGGCCGAACACGUUAAAACGUUGCUUGACAUGCCUAUCGAGUUGGCGAGUGGACCGAUGACUGCCCAUCCGAUAUCAUUCAGUGAUGAUGCAAACGACGACGGUAUGAACAAUCAAGAAACCCAACCGGUUGAGCCCACAAGUGGACCGUUCACUGCCCAUCCGAUGUCAUUCAGUGUUGAUGAAAACGGCGACGGUAUGGACAAUCAAGAAACCCAACUAGUUGAGCCCACAACUGGACCGAUUACUGCCCAUGCGAUGUCAUUCCGUGUUGAUGCAAACGACGGCCCCAUGGAAAUCAAUCAAGAAACUCAACUGGGUGGCAAUGAAUCCGAAGAGGUUCCUUUGGUGCUCAACACGCAAAUUGGCAGUUCUGCUACAUUAACACCUUCACAGGAUUGUGUUUACCAGCACCUAGUUCCUAAUAGCACCGAGGAGAACAAACCUUUCAUGGUGGGUGUAAUUCCACAGUCAAAAUCGUCUAGAAAUUUGGAUUAUGUUCUUGGGGAGGCUACAGCUAAGCAUGGCAGAACUUUGUAUUGCAAAGUGGAUACUAUGGUGCCCUUCACGUUCUCCUUUCCCACAAGAUGCGGUCCUUCAUCACACAUACGUGUUUGUGCUGAGUAUGUGGAUAACUCACUAAAGGGCAUGCCCGUUGAGCGUUGUCCGAAUCACUUGGCAAAGGAUUUCAGUGAUAUGAAGAUGAAUUUCGUGAGAUGUGACCAUGCGCAGACUGAAUAUCUCGAUUCCAAUGAGAAUUAUGCGCUGCGUAUUCCUGUGUGCCAGACGACUGCUUUCAUGUUCACAUGCUUCAGCUCCUGUGCUGGUGGCAUCAACCGUCGUCCAGUUCAGCUCACCUUCACACUUGAAGGAGUAGAUGAAAUGCGAGUGGAGACGAUGAGGAUUCCUUUCAAAGUUUGUUCCAUCCCUUCGCGCGAUGCAUCCAGGGAUGAUGAGAGAUUCUUCGAACAUGAUGUUGGAAUAGUGCCUAAUAGUCAAGUGAUUCAGCGCGAGAAGCUUCAGAGAGGUGGUAAUGGUAAAAGCAAGAGAGUCCGUUCCGAAAGGUAUCCUGUUCGCUCUAGCCAUCAGAACAAAUUUCGUAGAGCUGGUAAUGGUAAAAGCAAGCGUGUCCAUUUCGAAAAGCACCCUGUUGGCCCUAGCCAUCAAAUCGAACUUCAUUUCAACGACCCAGAAAAGGCGCUCAAAUGCCUGUGGUUCCUACAACACGAGGAAAAAUUCGAUCAAUUGAUUUGCAUGGAGAUAGAGGGAAAUCCAUUCCAAGAUAUCUGUGUGGUAACACGCGGCACUCUUAUCAAAGCGUGGCUCACUAAACGAAGCAUAGGACUUGCUUCGCAUGCUGACAAGUUCGAAAGUCAGUCGAUCUUCACGAUGGGUGAUCUCGCUAGUGUUUAUCGCCGUGACACAUUUGCUCGUCUUGGCUUCGAUCCCGAUCAGUGUGCCGUCUUAAACAAAGCCUUUAACGAUUGGUACCGCGUGAUCAGGUCAGAGAUCUGUGUUAUUCUUAUCUUUGCACAAGCUGACGUCCUGCUAUUUCAACAGGAAGCACGGAAUGAACAAGUGGUCACAGGCAUUACCCUCAAACUCCGUGGGAUCCUUCAGUCGUUCAUGUCGAUUGAUAUAGAUUGGCGUUCAAAAUGGCUUACCUCUGUUUUAGUGAUGUUCCGAUCCAUUUAUGUUUGUGUUGAAAUUGUCAUUUGUGCUGGUUCAAUGGCCUUUGUGUAG
Messenger RNA from Angiostrongylus costaricensis, 1845 nucleotides. The record is from the annotation of a GenBank genome assembly. Lineage: Eukaryota; Metazoa; Nematoda; Chromadorea; Rhabditida; Metastrongylidae.